This is a messenger RNA of Lotus japonicus, 1684 nucleotides long. RefSeq names its product probable sugar phosphate/phosphate translocator At3g14410. NCBI's taxonomy places the organism in Eukaryota, Viridiplantae, Streptophyta, Magnoliopsida, Fabales, Fabaceae. Gene Ontology annotation, cellular component: trans-Golgi network; endosome; Golgi apparatus. Gene Ontology annotation, molecular function: antiporter activity. Bases 133 to 1140 code for a protein of 335 amino acids. The record is from RefSeq and is a predicted model, not a curated record. The transcript is spliced from 8 exons.
AGGAUAUUCCGUACCCGACCCGUUUUCUAAUCGGGUUUCAGAUGCAGAUUUGGAAAACUCCAUAAAAGUCAGUGAAGUAAAGAAGGAGAAUCGCUUCGGUUGGUCGUUGAAACUUGAGCGCGUUUUGCAACAAUGGCGGAUCCGAAGAAGGAGGGUUUCCUCACCUACGCCUAUCUUCUUCUCUAUAUCGCUCUCUCCAGUGGCCAAAUCUUCUUCAACAAGUGGGUUUUGUCAUCUAAGGAAUUUAACUUCCCUUAUCCUUUGGGGUUGACUCUACUUCACAUGGUCUUCUCCUCUGUUGUGUGUUUUAUAUUAACCAAAGUCCUAAAGGUUUUGAAGGUUGAGGAGGGAAUGACUCCUGAAAUAUAUGCUACUUCAGUAGUGCCAAUUGGGGCCAUGUUUGCAAUGACUCUUUGGCUGGGAAAUACUGCAUACUUAUAUAUUUCCGUCGCAUUUGCACAAAUGUUGAAGGCAAUCAUGCCUGUAGCUGUUUUUCUGCUUGGAGUAGCUGCGGGACUUGAGUUAAUGAGCUGCAAAAUGCUCUUAAUCAUGUCGGUGAUCAGUUUUGGUGUUCUGGUUGCUUCUUACGGAGAGAUAAAUAUAAACUGGAUUGGAGUAGUAUACCAAAUGGGAGGUGUCGUUGGUGAAGCUUUAAGACUUAUCUUCAUGGAGAUUUUUGUUAAGAGGAAGGGUCUUAAGUUGAAUCCUAUAUCCGUGAUGUAUUAUGUUAGUCCCUGCAGCGCACUUUGUUUAUUCCUUCCAUGGAUAUUUCUAGAGAAGUCAAAGAUGGAUGACCAUGGACCAUGGAACUUCCCACCUGUUUUGCUUCUCCUCAAUUGCCUUUGCACUUUUGCUCUGAACUUAUCAGUUUUCCUUGUGAUUACACAUACAAGUGCUUUAACCAUUCGUGUUGCUGGAGUUGUCAAGGAUUGGGUGGUUGUCUUACUGUCUGCUGUUCUGUUUGCUGAUACAAAGUUAACAACCAUCAAUUUGUUCGGUUAUGGAAUUGCCAUUGCAGGGGUAGCAGCAUAUAAUAAUUUCAAGUUGAAAAAAGAAACUUCUCGAGCCACCAUAGAUGCCUCUGAGCAUGAUGAAUCUACUCAAAGGGAAGAGUCUCAGCCUUUAACAAGUAGAUCGUAGCAGUCUGAGUUACUCAAGUUGUCCAUGUCCUGUGCAGAAGUUUAUGAGAACAUAUACUGAUAACGACACAGUUCUCAUAUAAUGUAGCAAGAAGGCAUCAAAUGUUCAUGCAGUGUUUCAGCUAAUUAUAGAUCGGGAAAAUAAUAUGCAGAUCAAGAGCAGUAUGUGCAGAUGUAAUAUACAAACUCAAUCCUUUCAUAUAGAGGUGCUGGGCCAUGGCAUUUGAUUUUUUUGAAAUAUUUGAAGUCAUUCACAAUCACAACGAUUAUUUUUUUGAUACAAUUGCCAGUUUCAACCCUAGCAAUUCACUAUUUCAAGUUGAAUGAUAAAGAUUACAAGCCCUGGCAUCCACCAUUUAUUAUAAUUGGGUCAUGGCUUGAUAUAUACUGCAUUUUCUUAUACAGUUGAAAACUUGUAAGAUUAUUUAUUGUUUUAUUAAAUUGUAAUUUGAUAAAAUUCAAUGUUACGGAUUGGUUCAAUUUGGGAAUAUUUGCCCUGGUGUAAUCUUUUUGAUCUGGUUGCUCUCAAUGUAUUUUGUGCAUUA